GCGAAAUAAAUAAGAGCCGCCUACGUGAAUAACAAACCCCCGAGUUUCCCUCGUCGCAAUUUUCCCCGAAGAAAAUCCCCAGCGAGCGAAAAAUUUCUCGUGUCCGAUAAUAAAGCUCUAAUGAGGUGAUUCCAGGGGAUAAUUACCACAAACGAGAUAUAUCCUGAGGAGCACUCGGGGUUAUCGCGAGGGACGAUUGGACCCUGGUGUCACGCGUGGUGUCUCAGUGAUAAUUUAAUCAUCAGGGGAUUUAUCUCACCGAUUUGUGUUGAUACGUGUUAUGUACCCGCUUGAAGCGGGAUGCGUUCUAUCCAAUCGCCGUCGGCUGGCCUAGCUUGGCCCGCUAAUCUAGUCAUCGCCUGGACCACAGCAUGAAGGAGAUGCUUGGAGGGUGCUGCGUGUGUUCUGAUGAGAGGGGAUGGACUGAAAAUCCGUUGGUUUACUGCGAUGGCCAAGGAUGCACCGUUGCUGUGCACCAAGCUUGCUAUGGCAUUGUCACGGUGCCCACGGGUCCGUGGUACUGCCGAAAGUGCGAAUCGCAGGAGAGGAGCGCCAGGGUGCGCUGUGAAUUGUGUCCAAGCAGGGAUGGGGCACUCAAGAGGACAGACCAGGCGGGUUGGGCCCACGUGGUGUGUGCCCUCUACAUCCCAGAAGUGCGAUUUGGAAAUGUCACAACUAUGGAACCAAUUAUUCUCCAGUUAAUUCCAGGGGAACGAUUUAACAAAAUGUGUUAUAUAUGCGAGGAGCAGGGCAGAGGUGGCAGGGCAACUGUGGGUGCUUGCAUGCAGUGUAAUAAGACAGGAUGCAAGCAGCAGUUUCAUGUUACGUGCGCCCAGGCACUCGGUCUCCUCUGUGAGGAGGCUGGAAAUUAUCUUGACAAUGUCAAGUAUUGUGGAUACUGUCAACAUCAUUAUUCAAAGCUGAAAAAAGGUGGAAACGUGAAGACAAUUCCCCCCUACAAGCCAAUACCAGCAGACAACGGUUCCUCAGACUCAUCACCGGAGAAGGAAGCAGAGGCACCCCUGAAGACUACCUCCAGCACAACAAAACGAAAAGGUUCGAGUUCAAAAUCUACAACAAGUUCUAAAACAAAAUCAAACUCCAGUCCGAGUCUCGAGCUGAAUGGAAUGACAGACGACAAAAGUGGUAGCGGUCGUAAUACCCCAAAAGACUCAAGUCAACAUCAAAACACUGGUAGCAGUAAAUUUACAAGUUCAAAUUUCGUAGAGACCAUUGUCACUCAGUCGGAGAGUGUCUUCGGUGUCGAGGGAGGGCAGUCGGGGGUUAAGUCGACAUCUGUGGUGCACAAGGGCCAGUCCAAGUCUAGUUCUUCGUCCAACAAGACGUCCAGUCACACCAGCAAGAAGAGGAAGACUGGGGCGAGAACACCCACUGCAUUGGGAAGCGAAAAUUCUAAUCAUUCCGUGAGCUCUGAGGCCAGUGGAUCUGUUGUCGUGGCUGUUGGAGCUGUCUCACAGACUCCCAGUAAUACUGUGCAGCCAACUGUCACUGAGGCCACGAGUCUCAGCACUAAUGCAGAGCCUGAGAAAUCGAAAAAGUUGAAAAUUGACAGUCCUCCAGUUCAAAGUAACUCGAUGACCCCAGUGACGACUGAGGCGACGACAUCUCCAGUGAUAAUGUCCGUGACACCCUCGACCGUAGCCCAAUCCCCCACAACAACAGCCAACAGUAUAGUGGUAUCAGUACCACUGACAGCAACCUCACUGGCCAGCUCUAUACAGAGUAUUGUAACAAGUGCCCCAACACUCUACCAACAGUUGCAACAGAGCAUGAUUACUACUGCUGCCAUGACACAACCGACUCAUAGCACAGUGUCAACUGUCAGUGAGAAGGUCAAUCCUGACGAUACGCCAGCUAAGAGAUCGAGAACUCAAUCAACGGAGAAGCAGGAGAAACGAGGGAGAACAAAAAGGAUCUCCUCGAGUAGCAACCCACUGCCAGUGCCUCCAGCCCCAUCGUCACUGCCCCCAACCACCUCCAACAACUCCCUGACCACCGUCAAACGAACAGGGAGAAGCUCCCAGCAGCUCCCACCCACGCUGCCACCGCCACCAGCGGUAACAGUGGCUCCAGUUCCCUCGAUAAUCCAGGGACCCACGCUGGGUACUGGCCACUUCAGCAGCGUGGGCUCUGGUGGUAAUAUGGGACCAGUUGUCAAGGAUUCACCACCAAGUUCACCGGGUUCUGAGAGUAUGAGCAGCACUGGACCUGGCAGGAGAAAGCGAAAGAGCGCUGGCAAUACAACACCAACACCAUCAGCAUCAACGACACCAACGGCAAUGCUGAAUAAUGCCAAGGACGAGAAGGACGUUAAAUUAUUUCAGAAUGGUGUUAGUGCCCCCCAUAUGCUGGGUAAUCAGUUGAAUCCUACGUCGACAAUGGCACAAAAGAUGUCGGAUACACUGAAUCAGGAGUUGGAGGCACAUUCGAUAUUCACUGAGGCCAGCAACUCGUCGACAAAUCUUGUGGGACCACAGUUGCACAGCAGAGUCAUUGCAUCGAUCAGGUCGAAUCAGGCUGCACAGCAGCAGCAGCAGACUGCCACCUCAUUCUCAGCUGUAUUCUCACAGAACAGUAAUAAUUCGAGUCUCGGGGCUGGGGCACUGGGGGGUGGGGCCAUUCCUCAGACCCUGGAUCAACUGCUGGAGAGACAGUGGGAGCAGGGCAGCCAGUUCCUCAUGGAACAGGCACAACAUUUUGAUAUCGCCUCGUUAUUAUCCUGCCUCCACCAACUCCGUGCCGAGAACCUUCGACUGGAGGAGCACGUGAACAGUCUCCUACAACGUAGGGAUCACCUCCUAGCAGUGAAUGCCCGGCUAGCCAUUCCCUUGACAACUCAACCGAGUAAUCAUCCACCGAACAACAUUCAUCAAUCAGUGAAUCAGUCCGAUCCAAAUAUUCCACACCCUCACAUAUCACCGGGUACUCCAGCCUCGGUGUCGAGAGUCAAUCGAGACUCUAGGGUGAAUAACACGUACAUGCCACACUCGAGCUCAAGUGGCCACUCAACGCCUAUGGAAAAUGGACUACCACCGGAUCCUUCGCCACCCGCUGCUGCCUCUGUAUCCCAGUAUUCACAUAGAGGAUCUUAUGUGCAACCUCAAUCUAAUCCACCAACGAUAAGACAUAGUCCAGCAGCGAGUGGCUACCACCAAUCCCAAUCCGGCAACAUAGUAUCCCCAGCAACAGGGAAUACCUCAGGAGUCGUUAGAAAUUCCUCAGCAACACCCGACCCCCUCCGAGGAGUACCUAGGUCUUCAGGCAGUUACAUGUCGUCGAUGUAUCAACCGACGAUGUCCAGUCUUACCAGUAAUCAAGUAGGUAAUGUUCAUAAUCAACACAGCCAUGGGCCAACAACAACGAGCCAUGGGCCACCGAAUAAGCCGAGCUGAAGGUAAAUAAUAGGAUGAAAUUAUUUAUGAUUAUCAUUGAGGUAUUCAAUACCAGCAUUAACCACACUACACGGCCCCUUCAAUUCUAUCGCAGCAGCAGAAGAUCAUCAGCAUUUGAUCACCAUGAUCACCUAUUGUGUCAAUCAUUUUCACUUAUUUUUUUCCCCUUUCGUUUUGUGGUGAUGACUCGUUUUGUUGUACUCGAUUUGUUUAUUAAGAAUUGUGAAUGUUGAUGACGCUAUUGCGUUGAGGCUCAAUUAUUGGAAUUUAGUAGUGAAUCGGUUAAACUGCUUGAGUCGAUUUUGACUAUUGGCCUGUUUUCAAUGAAUAUCUCCAAAUCUAAGGGAGAUGGCGAA
This is a messenger RNA of Diachasma alloeum, 3769 nucleotides long. RefSeq names its product protein AF-10 (gene Alh). Gene Ontology annotation, biological process: regulation of transcription by RNA polymerase II. Gene Ontology annotation, cellular component: nucleus. The record is from RefSeq and is a predicted model, not a curated record. The transcript has 10 exons. NCBI's taxonomy places the organism in Eukaryota, Metazoa, Arthropoda, Insecta, Hymenoptera, Braconidae. Bases 372 to 3413 code for a protein of 1013 amino acids. Gene Ontology annotation, molecular function: histone binding; nucleosome binding.